CAGGUGUCGCGUCUGCAGACCAUCACGCCGUUGUCCUUCCUGUGAGAGAUUUUUUGUGGCGGUUUUUUUUGGCAGGCUGCGGUGGGCUUUGCAGAUGCCAUGUUUGAGCAGUGAGCAUGGCGGAAAAUCAUCUGGAGUACGGCUACCUGGAGGGCGAGUCCAUCGGGGAGCAUUUCGCCGAGGACCCGGAGCUGGCGGCAAUCAAGGCCAGAGUUCAGGAGCUGGAAAUGGAGGAAGAGACGGAGCGACUGAAGGAGGAGGACGACAGGUGUGAUGCAGUGGACAUGCAGCUCCUGACCAGCAGCCCUCGGCCUGGUGAGACAGCCCGACCUUUCUACAACAUGACUCCUGAGGAGCGGAUAGACGCAGACAACAGAUCAGUCUAUGUAGGAAAUGUAGACUAUGGAGCUACUGCAGAUGAGUUGGAGAUCCAUUUCAAUGGCUGCGGUCCCGUCAACCGAGUUACCAUCCUGUGUGACAGGUUCUCUGGGCACCCCAAGGGCUUUGCUUACAUCGAGUUCUCUGAUCGAGACUCUGUGCAGAGUGCUAUUGGUUUGCAUGAGACCUUAUUCAGAGGAAGAGUCCUUAAGGUAAUGCCCAAAAGGACCAACAUGCCAGGCAUCAGCACCACAGACAGGGGAGGACACCGAGGUGGCCACACCCGAGGCAGGGGCCGUGGUUACCGUCCACCCCGAUACCAUAACAGCUCUCGAGGUAGGUUCCGGUACCAGUCAACCAGGCCACAACAUCAAACACCCCACCCUUACUACGGAGGCCCCUCGGUGGGGAAGAGACAGUGGGGACACAUGGACUACCACGAACAGAUGCCUAAACGUUACCCAUGUCUUCUUCUCAUAACCCCGCCGUCAGAGGAGUUGGGGGCAGGGUCGAGUGGACAGCACUACCCUCAACAGCGCUAGCACCGCCCACAACUCACACACAACUGAAGUGGGCGACUAGAACUGAUCAUUUUAAAAGACGGACAUAAGAGAUGACUUUGUAGGACGCGUCUCUGCAACAGUGCUUUAAGAGAUUAUGAGCAUUAUGAGCUUAUGUUGCGAUGAAUGCAUGGGACAAUCCUCAAACUGUUAUGCAGUUGCGUCUCUUACUGUUUUUACAAACUGAUGCGAAUGUAUUGUGUUUCUGCCUGCAAUGUAAUGUACAAAUCCUCCCGAUGUAUAACUUAUAAGUUCUUUGCUAUGUAAGUGAAUAAAUAAAAUAAUGAUGAAUG
Messenger RNA from Plectropomus leopardus (leopard coralgrouper), 1231 nucleotides. RefSeq names its product PABPN1 like, cytoplasmic (gene pabpn1l). Gene Ontology annotation, cellular component: nucleus. Gene Ontology annotation, biological process: nuclear-transcribed mRNA catabolic process, deadenylation-dependent decay. Gene Ontology annotation, molecular function: poly(A) binding. The record is from RefSeq and is a predicted model, not a curated record. Lineage: Eukaryota; Metazoa; Chordata; Actinopteri; Perciformes; Serranidae.